AUGCGGCCGCCGACGUUACGUGCAUUCACUUCACCACAUGUAAUUCGUCAUCGCAUCACAACUCUCGCUGUGUCAGGUACCAAACUCAACCAACGCUUAUCGCUUCUUCUAGGAGUAGGUUUACCCGAGUGCACUGCAACUGAGGGCCUGGCGAGUUCGCUUCGGUUCGUAUCACAGGAAUGCCUCCCUCCUUAUUUGGCCUUUACAUUCUUAAGUCACUGUUGGUCCAUGUGGUCUGCCUCAUCGUCAUUUGCCGUGGCUGCCCGCAAAACGGUUGGAGGAACAAAUGAUUCAGUCGCGUUGGAGACAUUACUCAAUGUUUCGGAGGAGUGUCUUCUGGCUUAUAGUCGUAUAGCGGGCGAAGAGAAUCGCUCUCAGCGUCAGAUAGUUAACGAUAGGGGAACUGUGAAAAAUGCAACAAUGGGAGCGUCAACACCGCUACCACACAGUAGAGCGGGUUAUCAUUAUAUCGUGGAUCACAUGUUGCGAAUCUGUUCCGGUUAUAUGGAUGCUAGAACGGCCGUUACUCUUCUGCAGUAUGCUGUUAGAGUUGAGGACUCAGAGGGCGCCGUCUUUAAAGGACUUGUGGAGUUAUUGGCUUCUCGAACUAGUGGUGAUCCAUUGUUGUUUGAGAACUGUCUGCGUAAAGUUUUGGGUGUUGCCCUCCCGGUGCACGUUUCUCCCAUCGUGACGUCUGUGUUGUGUCUGCGCGUUGUGACUUCGAGCGUUCUUAAGCUUUGCAUGCAUCAUGUGGCCACUGUGGUUCGGGGUCGCCAGAGCGGACGUCUCGCUGUCGAAAAUGCCCUUGGGGGGCUUCAUCGAUGUGCUGUGAUGGCGCUUCACUGGCUUUUGAAAAAUCCCUGCGGUGAUCAAUGGUGUAAUGAGUUGUGCAUACAGGUAAUGUCGUGCCUAAAGUAUGCCCCCAUGUUUUUAUUGUGUGAUGUGUACGGUACAAUGGCGGAUCGUGGGUUGGUGACGCCCUCAGUCCAGUGUAAGUUUCUAGCCAAUUGUGGAGUUGCAUUGGGUUCUAGUGGUUCCGUGCCGGAUCACUGUGGUGAGGUAAUAAUUCGCGCAUUCACUGAACUCACAAAGAGUGACCGCGAAACCAGGUAUAUUGAAGAGGGUCUUGUGCAUGGCAGUGCUGCUCUUGUUGCACUAGGCAAGGGAGGACUUGUUCGGCGUGCGUACGUUAUGUUUCCAACGCUUCGUGUAACACAUCAUUUGGUGAUGGCCCACGUGCACCACGCAGAUGUUGUCCGUGCCUGUGAUUCGCUUCUCAGCGUUGCAUGCUCGCGUGAGGAGGGUUGGAUAAAUAUUCCACCUCCUGUGAUGCACGCCAUACACGCUGUUUGCGUACUGGUUGGUCGGUCAGGUAGUUCCGCCGACGUGGUACCUCUUUACCGCGCAAUCGUGUGUUUUCAUAACCCCGGCAUCAUCGUUAGCCAGUGUAUGGAAUAUGUUCUAUCUGGUUUGUGUGACCGUGUUGCGCGUAUUAACGGGCAUUUCUCAAAGGAAACGCAGCCAUGCACGAUACUAGAACAUAUUGUACCUUUGUUACGCGCAAUUGUGCGUUGCAUUGGUGAUGACAUCAAUACCGACAUGAUACUUGAGCUACUCGAAACAGCGCUGAGCGUAGAGUACUUUUCUGUUCCAUUGACUGCAUCCAUCGUAUGGACAUUUCAGCGGUCGACAAGUCUUGCGUUAAAAGAUCUCUUUUCUCGCGUAGACCCGUCAACGAACGGUGUUCCCUUUUUAAAUUACUAUGCCCUCUGCCACGCCCGUGAUCGGGGAAUGCUGGAAACUGUUGAGCAUCUCGCAACCGUCUGGCACUGCGAUGUGGAACCCAUCCUAAAGCGUUAUACUUUCCUGCUGCCAUCAUACAAGUUAUGGAAGUGUGCUGCUUGUGGUCGCUUUAACAGUGACAGGUUUAAUUACUGCUUGUGCUCUGCGCUCCGGAAUGGGUUUGUUGUGUGUAGCAAAUGCGCUUAUGCACAGGAUGAGCGAUUAAGUUUUUGCCAGUCAUGUGGCGUCCGUACGGAAGAGGGUGCGGUUGCGGCUGCCGUCGUCCGCCGUGCGUGGACCUGUGGUGAAUGCGGGGCGAACAAUCCUGCGCGGCAGGUGAGUUCCUGUUUCCGCUGCAAGGCAGACUUGGGCCCAGUGGCAAAAGCGUUGAAAGAAAUGGGGAAUUCCAAAGUGACCUCGUGCUCAUGCCCUACUGUGGAUAGUUCGGGUGAAGGGAAAGGAUCGUGUAGGUCUAUGCACUAUUGCCGACAUUGCGGAUGGAUGCGCGAACCCUGGGCGGUUGCUAACAGCACUGUGUGGCGCUGUGAGGGAUGCAGCCAGUUGCGAAGCUCACUCGACCGCACCUGCCCAGAAUGCCCCCACGUUGACUUCUUGCCCUUUGCGAUGGCGCAUAAAAGUAGCGACGUCCGCUCUUGUGUGGACUGCGGGGCCAUGGCGGAAAACCCUUUUGCUGAAAAAUGUGCUCUGUGUGCCGGUGCUUUGCGUGUGGGGGCAACGGCGCUGAAGGCCCCAACAACAUCGUCAGCGGCGGUUGGAGAGUCGGAAUUGAUGGUUGAAACGGCCCAGUGGUGUUCGAAUUGUGGGGGGAUAGUGGUUGAAAAACUGUCUAGUCAUUGUUCAGAAUGUGGACAUGCGCUUCAUUUUGCUGACGUGUUGCAUCUUGCCGUGCGGCGCUGCAGUGCAUGUGGAGAGGAUUUGGGUACGCAGCAAAUCGGAGUUGUAUGCGUUCACUGUUUUUCAUUUGCUCCCCCUGUUCCACGGGAAGGUUGGAGCACCGCUGUGGUACAUGAAACCUUCAGGGUGAUCGAUCGCGCCAUGGAACGGAAGUUGGGCUGUGACACGUUAGCGGACUUAUUUCACAAAAUCUUAGUUUCUUUCCGACAGCACGUUGGACAGGCGACAAUUAGCGAAACCCGUGUGGCUGUGGCUGUUGCAUUAGGGCGGUUACAAGCAGUGUUGAUCGCAAGUGUUCCGUAUGAGAGGAUGGCCCGCCGAGUAAUUGCUCUGACGAAGCAAUUGUUGGAACAUGUUGAUAACGUAUGUGGCGUUUCUUCUUCUCAUUUCCAUCCUGGACAAUGUCCGCAUUGCCUUGGAACUCACAGGCCGGAACUUUGCUCUUUCAACGAGGAAGAAUGGGUGUGUGAGGUGUGUGGGGCCGAAAAUGAAAAUGGGGAUGUAUGCCGUUAUGUGUGUCGUAACUGCCUCUCCCUUCGCGACACGGUCCGUGAGUUGUGUCCGACGGAAGCAUGGGAAUGCCCCCAGUGCCAAAGGGCAAAUGUAGAUUUUGAAUCAUACUGCAUUUUUUGUGGGGUUCAGCGGGCUGUGGUUGAGGAUGCUGUUGAGGAAGCAGCCGAAGUGGUUCCUUUCAUUCCUGCCAAAUGUAGUGAAUGCAACCUCGUGCAUCUGGAGGCUCGGUGCCCCUUAUGUCAUAACACAAUACCCGAAACUCUACGGAAGGCUGAGGGUGUGGUGUGUCUCGUGACGAGUCGGUACGCCUUUAUUCAACCCGUCGGCACGGAGCACCCGAAUCAACGUGUGUACGUCGGGCAACAGUGGUUGCGAAAGCACAAAUGGACAGGAGGGGAAAAGGUCACAUUCACGGCACGACUCAACGACCAAGGUGGUUUUCGUGUGACUUCUGUCCACUCUUAG
This is a messenger RNA of Trypanosoma brucei brucei TREU927, 3675 nucleotides long. RefSeq lists its product as hypothetical. Lineage: Eukaryota; Euglenozoa; Kinetoplastea; Trypanosomatida; Trypanosomatidae. The transcript has a single exon. Bases 1 to 3675 code for a protein of 1224 amino acids. The record is from RefSeq and is a predicted model, not a curated record.